CUGUGGCCGCCGCUGCCCUCCCUCGGGGAACAACGGCGGGACGUGUCCGUCCGACCCGCUUAGUGCCACCGAGGGAGAGAGAGGUCACUCUUGGCUCUCUGCAGUGAGUCGAGAGCGAAACGGCAUCGCGUUAGGUACCUUUAAUCCGUUCUGUUGUGCUUAAUAAGAUAGAUAAAAAUGAUAAAUGCUAAAUAAAAUUUUAAAGGGAGGGAAUGAAACAGUCUGUUAAUAUUACAUAAGCCAAAGGAUCCGCAAACGUACUGUGAAGAGUGAAGCGUACAGGGAACAACCUCUAAAGUCUCUAAGAAUUUGAGUUAGUAUGUUGCAGCAUAUCUGUACUGACAUACAAUACUGCAUCUGAUCUUAUUUGUCUGUUAAACCUUUGCUAGCCAAGUUCCUCCCCUUUUGGUUAUUCAGGUUUUGAACAAAGAAGCAUAGGUAAUCAGGAAUUCUUCUUUAUCCCUUUAUUGAAAUGAUUGCAGAGACACAGAUUUUAUCCCCCCUUGAAGCUGUGGCCUUUCUUAUGCUCUAGAAGCCUUUUCAGCACAGUGUGCUGUUCCCAUUAGGUUCUCCAGCAGGCUGCAGGCAUCCUGGGUUUCCAUGGAGAGCUGCACAGCCAUCUCAAAAAUCAGCAGAAAAUGUAGAGUCCUACAUCUCAAAAAGAUCAGUUAAGAGAUUCCCAUCCCUCCAUAAAUGUUGUCUGAAAACUUUACACCUUUUGUUUAAGUCAUAAUUUUAUAUUUUUAUUGUGUGUUUAAUUUGUAGGCCUGUACCAGUGUCCCUUCCUACUAGUUCCAUUAAUGGUUAGCUAGACUUCUGAAUUGUGGUUAUACAUUCAUCUUCAGAUCAAAGGACUUUAUACUUUCAGUUACUUGCAUAUAAAGUGGACACAAAACUUACCUGAAACUUAACGCAACUUUAUUUGACUGGAAGGAACCUAUGUGGGUCGUGUCUGUUGCUUUGUUUAAAUGCUCUUGUAACUCUUUCAAGCAUCUUAAAACUACUUAGGAUUGAUUGUACAUUCCUGCUACUCUUACUGGAGAAUUUCUUCAUAACUUGAUGGUUAAAAGGUCAAAGUAAUUUUAAAAAAGGUGUUGAUAGACAUUCUAUCAUUUUGGUCUUGUGCUCUCAUUGUCGCUUGGCUUUACUUUUUUUCUUUUUUUCUCUGAGCUAUUUAGAGACAACAAUUGUUUCUUCACUUACACCACUUCUGGUAGUCAGCAAGCCAGUCUCUUUUACUUUGAAUGUCGAGUAAAAGCAUUGCAAAAACUUAGAAAACCUAUUUCUUUUGGCAUGUUAUAGAGGAGAACAAUGCAAUUUUGAAAAUUAGUCUUGCCUCUGAUACCUGGUCAAGAUGGGAACUUAUUUUGCUAGAACUGUUUCUAGUAUAAAUUAUCCGCCUUUUCUUGUCAACAAGUAACAGCAGACCUGUUUUCUGAGCCAGUGUUCUUCAGGUCCCAAUGAGCAAUAUGAUCUGAAGAGCAGCUUGGCUCCCUGCUAGUUGGGAAGGAGAAGUUCUAUUAAGAAAUACGUGUUUUUUUCUAAAAAUAAAUGCUAUCUGUCCAUAGUUUUAACUAUUGAACAUUUAGGGAGUUUUUCUUGUUUUACACAAUUUAUCUGCCACCUUCUGUUUUGGUUAAGACAGGAUAAUUUUUAGUUUCUCCUAAUUUUCCGCUUUUUAAAUUUAAUAGCAGAGAUAUUUGUACUUUUUUCUUUUUGUCAUUCAGUUUUUUGUAGCAGUUGUGCAGUUGGUUUCCCUUUCCACAACUUAGUUGUUCCUGCCAAGAUCUGGUAACUGUGGUCUUGGUUUUAGGAGUUUUUAAGGUUAACGUCUUAACGAAAUUGUUUAUAUUUAAGGAAUAAGUAUUGAUCUCACGACUUCCUGAAAGAUCAGCCUGUUAUUGCUGUUACUAUUUGUGUGAAUGAAAGAACAGAGAGAUACCAGGUGAAGAAAAAAACCCCUUAACUGUUACUUACCCAUUUAAUAGCAAGUCAACUAUGUAAAUGAUCAUAUAAAAAAAUAAAGUAUUAAUUUUUGGAAGACCACAAUAUUAGGAAUAUAAAAUACAGGAAAAAGGUGGAUAAACUGGUGAGAGAUGGUCUGAAACAAAUAUAAUAUUGAUCAGAUGAGUAACAUCAAGCUGCCUCUUCAGACUCAAAUUUGGCAGUGUUUGAAGACUAUGAUUCUUGUUCAUAUAAUAAAACUUCUGUAUAUUAUAAACCUUUUACUAAUAGGAAGGAAAAACUUUGCAGCCGAAUUACAGAGAGUAUAAACUAUACAUGACCUAUAAAUAAGCCUUUCUUUACUAUUUCUGUUUACUACAUUUUUUCUAACAUUGUCCUGCUAGUAUCCUUUUAAGAAUUUUGUACCUUGCGUGCAACACUUUGGAGCCAGUCCCUACCUAGUGAUUGUUGGUUUGUUAGAGGUCAGGAUAUGCUAUUGUGCCCAAUUGUAUUUGUGUGCUAAUGCGCAUAUACAGAGGAUAAAGCUGGGGGCAGUGGGGGCAAAAUGGACUGCAGUUCAGUAUUCAUCACAGAGACUGAAGAAUAUGUGUUGACUAGCUUUUGAAUAGAUUUGCACCUGCCUCCCAGAUGUCGGAAUAAAUAUGCAAAACAAUUUACAACUUGGCACCUCAAUAAAUAUUUUUUUUCCUUAAAUCUCCAUAGAUAAUGUGCCAUAAAUAAACUGUGUUUAUUGGAAGCAAACAAUAAGAAAAAAUGUGUUCUUUUCACUACAGUAUGUGUUCAUCCUGCACUUUUACAGUUUAUACAGGUUGUAGCUGUAUGUUGUUCAGCUGUAGACUUAGAAUGAGGAGACAGUUAAUCCUGUUUAUACUUGAGAACUGAGUGCACAAGUGAUGCACCCAGCAGUGCUGCUGCCACUAAACUACCGUGGAUCAUUUCAGCUGAGUAAUACAGGUUCUGUGAGAUGCUUGGAAAGAAGACAGGAUGAUCUUUGUUUUCAGUUUAUGAAUGGCAGUAUUUAAAAACUUAGUUCUGAUGAAAAAAAAUAAAAAGAGAGUCCUAAUACCGUGAUGUAUCAAAUAUGUGAAAAAUUAUCAGGUAUUCUGACUUUGCUCUUCUUUUAAGCCAAAGAGAGGAUGUUAUUCUGUUAUAGUCUUCUGUCUGAAAUCUUCAUCUUGUUGCAUUUAGAGUUAGUUUUCAGUUUCCUGAUUAGUUUCAUGCACUUCAUGCUCUUGUAUUUCUUAUUUUGUCAGAGUGUGGGAUUGCCUUGCUUCAGGAUUUAAAUAGAUGGCUUAUAUAAACUGCUUGCAGGAAUAUCCUUAUAAUAAAAAUGUUUGUGGUUACUUGUGUUAGCUACUCCCAGUUCUUUAACUUGCACACUAGACAGUAAUUACAUACAUUAAGUAGCAAACUGAUUUUUGAGCAAAAUACUGCUUCUCUUAGAAAAAGGAUGUUCCAUUCUGGAAUGAUACUCUGUGAUAGAGGCACUGAGAGGUCCACCUUUGCAUCAUUGAAUGCUUAUGUUUCAUAUGCUCAGAUAUGAGUCUAAUAUGUGCCUUUGUUGCUACUUUGUGUUACUCAGUGGAAGUAUGUGUGCUAGCUCUUUGUUUUUAUCUGCAGUACGUUCUAAGACUGUCACUAUAUGACCUGUAUCAUUGCAAGAUGCCUUAAAUAUUUCUAUUUAUAAACCUAUACCUUUACUAUGACUAAUAGGGCACAUUUUCAUUUACAAAAGUCAACAGAGUUGGCCUGGAAGUAUGUCAGUACCCUGAAUAUACUAGCAAUGAGGAUAUAUGGUUUUUGUCACUUAUGGAUUGCAUCAUUCUCAUAAGUUUCUGACUUCUCUUUCUGCUCUUAAUAAUUUUUUCCAUUUUAAGGUACGUAUUUACAUUUCAAUCUGAUAGCUGGGUAAAAAUAGGUUGUGUAGUGUGAGUAGAGAUACCAGAUUCUGACCAGAAAUUUGAAUGUUCCUUAACUGAAAGUUUUAAUUUUUUUUUUUUUUUGGUAUGAUAUAUGUUUCUUGUUACAUUGUGUAUAUGCAGUUUUUAUCUACUGCUUGGGUGUUUCAUAUGAAAGGAAGACAAAAUAACUCGUAAGAAUGCAGGCGAUCUUCUUUCUGACUCAGAGAAGGAAGAUGCUCUUCGAUUCAGUUAUCAUGGUUGUUUGGAAUAGUUUUUUUAUGAUUUGGCAGAAAGAACUUUGUGUCAUUAAGACUGCUUGUGUUUUAAUGUUGGUAGUGGGUGAGUAACACUGAAAAUAAUGCUAGGCAAUGCGUACUUGUUUUUUGCACAACCCUUAAACAACAGAAAGGGAAAAUGAACAAGAAGGAUAUAUAGCAUUUAAAAGACUUGCCAUGUCGCAGCCCUUCAGCGUGACUUAAAGCCCCAAACACUCUAUCACGCUAGCUAUUCCAUAAACAGAAAGGAACAAACCUUCUCCUAAUCCAGAGAGUAUGUGGAGAUUAUAUACAGGUAAUGCUGGAGGGCAUGUAGAAAUGCUUCUAGACUUUGGGUUGCGUUUAACAGAAUGUUCUAUUAGCCAGGGCUUCCAAUCUGCUGUGGAUAUGAGUGGAGGGAGCAUUGAGAAAUUAGCCUGCGUGAAAGGGCACAGAGGGAACAAACCUUCUCUUACUGCAGUUAGAACUCGCCAUGCAACAACGUCAGUUGGGUUUAGGAAACCAAAGAAGUUUAAAAAAAAAAAACUAGAACCAACCAACCUUUUUAGAAAUAAGAUGAUAAAUUCAAUAUCUCCACUGUUCCUAUGUCUGUCAUAAUGCAGGGUCUGUAUUAGUAAGUAGAUAAGAAAUGUUGGACUCUGCUCUGGAGCAGUGUUCUUCUAGUGUUGAAUUCAAGUCCGUGCUUUCAUUUUCAGCUGUGGAUGUGGUAAGAUCCUCACAUCAUUGUGAGCAAAAUUUGUGUCAGAAAUGGUUGCAACCUCUUUGUUUGGUGUGUUUGUUUUGUUUUGUUUUGUUUUUUUGUGGUUUUUGUUUUGUUUGUUUAAAUCUCAAGAUUUAGAAAGAUCUCAUUGCUAGAGGAUUUUUGGGCCCAUUUAAAAAAUAUGAAUAGAAUUUAAUAAACUAGCAUGAUUAAUAAUUGUGUAUUGAAUUUUGUAAAGCAGUUGUUGGGUUUAAUGCAAUAUUUUCAUUACUUCAUUUCAUAUUGAUAUUUUCAAUACAAUUACUUUACAGUCCUACCUUGGGCUGGUCUGGGCAUACUUCUGCUCCUUUGUCACUAGGGGGUUUCUCCUCUUGCAUUUAUAUUGAUAACUGCACCAGUAAAUUAAAAUACUUGGACAAAAAGCAUUUUCUUCCAUUUGGGUAAAUACAGUGCUAGAAAAAUAUUUGGGAGAUAAUUUGAAGAAUAAUAUCAGUUAGAUCACUGAGGAGUUCAUGACAGAUAAUGAUAGUAUUUGUGUAAUUUUUCAUUUAGCAGUUAUUUUAAUUUUUUGAGGAGGGUGUCAUGAGUGUCAUUUCACCUGUUAUUAGUAUUUUUCUGCUCUUUUAUAACCUCUGUGCUUCUGUUGACUAUCUAGAAAGACUGCUGGUUAUACUGAAUUAAUUAAGUCUUGGGAUUGACUGGCUAAGAAGAGAGAAAUAAUUUAAUAGAUAGUGGAGUUGAGUUUCUAUAUGUCACUAAUAAUUCUGUUAUUUUGAUAUAUAAAAGGUAGUUAUGCAUCAGUCAGUUCUGAUAAUAAAAUGGUUGUCUAGCCUUAUGCUGUUGGUUACAAUUUUUUUAUUCUCUUUCCAGCAAGGAGCUGAUGAUUUCAUAUCUAAAAGAUAGCUCUGUCUGCAUGGUUUGGGUAAAGGGAGGAAACUACGUGUUCCUUCCUCUAUUAGUAUGCUAUAAGUGAGAUUCCAGGACUGUGGAGCAGUGGGUUGGUAAGAUUCCUAUUUUGUUGAAAGAACGUCAUAUGUGGAUGUAAGAUAGUACAAUACCCCCCCUUCCACCCAUUUUAGAAUUGUCUGCAAUAUUCAGUUGUGUGUCUUAGUUUCGUAUGGGCCCACAUUUAUAAGUGAGCGUGGCAAAUAUAGUCAGGGUGGAGGAGGAAGCAUCUGAAUUAAGAACAUUAAAUAGUGGUAUUAAUUUAUUUGCAGCUUGCUGAUAAGCGUGAUAGCAGAGGAUGUGUUAGGCUGGGUCUAUCCUGUGAUCCGUGCUGAUUACAAGCUCUGCAGAAUCUGCUUUAUCAGACUCACACCUAGGAGGAGCCUCUGAGGAAGUUGUUUACAAACCUCAGCUUUCCUGGUCUGUCCUUCAGGUGCAACCCGGUGGUGUCUGGACUUGGAUUGUGUGCUGCUUGGGUUGUGUGCUGCUGAGCUGGUCCUUUAAAAUAAGCCCAUGGUUUACUCUGAAAGUGUCUGCUCUAUAUAUAAAUCCACGUAGAGAAAAAGACAGUAUUUCAGAGCAGGUAUUGCUCCAGGUCACCACUGACCCUGAGUGGAGAUUCAAAUCCAGUUCCUCAGUGAAGGUGGUUUCCAUGCGCUGUCAGCUUAUCCAAGGUGAUGCAGAGAGGAGUUUAAAAUUAAGCUUCCAAGGGUAACCACACUGGUCUUAGUCUGGUGUUUCUUGUGUCUGCAUGAUUGCUCUCAUGACUAGUCACUUGUAUUGUGUUGUGCUCAAGGUUUGAAAAAAAUAGCUUUUUCCCAGCAUGGCACAGAGUUAUUGUAAGGUUAGUUCGCAGGGGAAUAUUUAUUACUACAGAAAUGCUAAUGAUGAUGCCAAUUACUAUGUAAAUGUAAUAUUAAACUUGGUAUAGAAUUGUAAGGAUUUUUUUCUUGGCUUAUUUUAGGCUUAUUUGUUAAUUCAGGUGAAUCUCAAAAAUAUCCUUGGACAACAUUAAAGACUAAAAUUAUGGUUUGUCUAGUUUUGAGUGUUCCUCGUUGUACUAUUUGUGUUUGUAUAUUAUUUUAUAUUUUGAAGGUCUGGAGCCAGACUAGUCUCUAUAUUUCAGUAACAGAAUUGUCAGUAUAUUUUUGACGUUGUUGAGUCUGUCUCCUGCUCCAUAGGGUAUACAGAGCUCUGCUUUGUUUUUAGAUAAUCCAGUUCAAGCUUUUUUUUAAAAAAAAAUAUUUUUUCAUCCCCCCCUGCUAUAGUUUCUUCCUGAAAUUCAAACUGAGUUCACCAUUGGGAAAUUUGCUUUAAUCUUGAAACAACACAUCUCUGUAGGUGGUUUUUCUAAGGAAAUACAAUUUAUGCAAUUCAUCUGCCUCUAUCUGUAUUUUCCUCUAGUAGCUUUUGAAUCUCUCAUUAAGUAAUGACUUCAUUUGGCAGAUGCUCCUUUCCUAUAGCUUUGUGAAAAAUAGCAGAUGGGUAGAGAAGGUGUUACUUGAUUGUCUCCUUCAGGGAAAGGCAGAAGGAACUGAGCCAUUAGAUGUUCUGUUUGUCAGCCCCCAAGUGACCAGUCAGCGUAUCUCAGCCAUGCAGCUGUAGUCAAGGCAAGUGAUACUCUUGGUGGUCUGGCAGAUUCCAAGAAGAAAGGUGUGGGUUGAGGGAAAGAGCCAUGGAAGCUGCAGAAAUUCACUGGUUUAAGGAGAUGCAGGGGGAGAAAAGCAAUCUGCCUCUCCAACUAUAUUCUGGUUAUUGGUUCCAUAUACUGCUAAGAAAUAGUUUUCUGUUGCUCGCCACUUCAUUUUCACUAGUCUGGAAAUGUCAUAUUUUAUAAAAAGUUAAAAUUAAGGGGUCUAUCAUAGAUGAUCAGUGUAACUAAGACCUGCAAACUGAUUGAAAUGAUUGUCUACCAUUGUAAUAAUAUUCACAGUGUGUGCUCAAAUCUUUUCUGAAAUUGAAAAUGCCAUAAAACAUGAAAUGCUUGUCUAGAAGUUGUAUUAACUGAGGCAAUUAGCCUGCAUAACAGACUUCUGAGAAAGAAAUUACAGCUACUGUUUUAUUGCUGUCAGGGACUUGAAAUAUACAGAUCAGAACUGAAGAUAGGGGAGUCUUGGUCUCUUCCAUAAUUGUUCUGGAGGGCGAUCCUCAUUCAAGUCUUAGUAUAUAUAUCACUGAUUCAGUUCAGUGCUGUUCAUGGAAGGUUGAGAUGUACUUUAUUUUGAAUAUCAGCCAUUAGGCUUCGAUUCUCUUGCUGAGAACAAUUAUAAUAAUUUUAUGAAAAACACUGUGUAAGUGCACUGUGAUGGGAUUUCACUUUUUAAAGCAUUGCUAUGUGGGAUUCCUUUCAGUAUGUAAUAUUAGUACUUUACCAUGAUUUUUUAAAAUAUCAUUGUAAAAUUUGUAAAAUUAACUUAAUAGAUUUUAUGCAAUUUCACAGAAUGAAGAUAAAAGUACUUUCAUAGAAUUUAGUAAGGAAUUCAGUCGUAAAACCUCAUGCUAUGCAAACCCUAGGCAUAUAUCUAUAUAUCUAUAUCUAUCCAAUCUAUAUUGUUUCUAUAGAAAUCUGUGAUUUAAUAGAAAAUAAUGAAGAGUGACUUUUUGACAGUGAUAAGUACAUUUUUUUAGAUAAAGCAUUGAAUUGAGGCAAAGUUAGCUUUUUAUGGAUGGUUUAAUUGAACAUCUUUAAGCUGUUUAUAGAUGGGGUGGGUGAGCCCUAAUCACUCGCGGGUGGUGGUCAUUUUGGUAUAGUACCGCUGUGUAAUUAGUAACACCUGUUUAGUAAAUUUUCUACUUCUAAAGGAGGGCCAGUCUUUUUUCUGUGUGCUUUUUUUUCCAGUACUUUGAAAUUACAGAAAAGCUCGGACUUCCUGCAUUUGAUGGCUGGAAUAGGAAAGUUGUGAAUUUUAAAGUUGCAUAUACAACUUCAUUUUUCUGUUUAUGCUUUCCUGAAAGGCAGCUCUUUAACAUGCAUAUAGAUUUUUGCAUUGUUUAAAGGUGUGAAAAGAAUACAUUGAAAGCAGCUACUUUGCAUUUAUACAGAUUUUUUUUGUGUGUCUAGUAAACACCAAGUGCUUCUUUCCUGCUACAUGAAGUUUUAAUGAAAAUGCAAGUUUAGGAGAAAGUGCGUUUCACUGUUAGAUAUGCCAAUAGAGUAGAACUUCUUCCGAUUUCUGUUAAUUCCCUAGGCUUUUCUGCUGAGGUACUGUGCCCUCUGAGUCCAGGAAAGGCUUGGUCACACAGAGAUAUUCUGAAUAGUUAAGGUGCAUCAGCUGAAGGAGCAGGGUUUAAUUUACUAGAGCAUGGUCCUCCCAAGGCCAGUUUACGCUUGAGAGAUACUGUUUGUGGAAGGGAGGGUUCACCGAUUUCCACAUCCUGAAUUUUGAGUUCACCACUCUAAUUAAUGUGCUUUAAAUUUGCUUACUGAUUCCAUGUUGGCAUGGCUGAAGGUCUAACUUGACAUUGUAAUGAGUUAUGGGUGAAGGAAGCGAGGUGUGAAGACCAGACCCGGUAAUUUGUGUUGGACUUGUGUUGGCCAACUUGGGUGUGUCCAUAGCACCCUCCCAAGAUCAGGGAUGUGCCGUACAGCUAGUAAGGAGGGAAGAAUGCAGGAAUCGUGAUUUGAGAUGGUGACAUUGGUCAGAGGAUGAGGUUAAGUGUGAGCACAGAAGCGUAGCUCAGAUGAGAUGAAAUUAUAAACAGACGAUGAGAAAGGUACUGCUAAAAAUAACUGCUGUUUAAAUAAAGGCAGUUAUUGUGAUAUACUUUUGAAUAUAACUCUGCUUUUAAAAUUAUAUUUAGCUUUUUAUUUUUUAAAAAAAGCUUCUUAAAUAAUUCAGCUAAUACACAAGGAAAUUACCACAAUGAUUACUUAUUUCACGAUCCGUAGCAGUUGCCAAAGUAUACACUUUUUAGUUUGUGGCAUGUGGUAGUUUUCAUGAGCGUAUCCAGUUAUGGCAGAGAACUUUCAGUUCCCUGGUGUUUGCUGAGCACCGGGAGUGCCCAUGGGUGAGUGCUGUAGGCUGGGUGGCUUGCUGCUGUCUGCUUGUGGGAGUUAUCUGAUUUGAGGGUCAGGCAAACUUCUGGAGAGUAAAUACUGGUAACAUGGCCUUCCCAGUAUGUGGGUUGCAAUGGUAUUGUAAACUGCAUGUGUCACGGUUGGUAAUUGCAAAAAUAUACCCACACCCGCUUGUUGAUGCUAAAUAAUUCUAAUGAAGAGCAUGGAAGGGCGGGAGAGUUGUUUGGCUGGAAGAAUGUGGACGGUCCAUUUGAGGGGUGCUGUCAAGGCAGAGUAUGAUAGGAAGCAUCAGUCUUCAUAGCUGCCACUUGGUAAAACUAAGGAGUGGAAAAGGCAUGGCCUACAUUGACAAUUAAAACUAGAGAGGGUUGCAUUUUCUUCUGGCUGCAGCUUUAAACCUGAGUUCUGCUCUUUUGACAUCUCUGCAGGCUCUUGAUGAAAUAUGCAUUUGUGAAUUACACAACUAUAUAUUUACUUGCAAAGGAAGGUAAUAUUAGUACUGAGCAAUAAAUAUGUCAACUCCUCUACUAAAAAUAUACUUAAAGUGGGUUAACUUUUGAAUACAGUUUCUUUUCUGUUAAUCUUCUCCCUGCCAGCCUAAACAUGUCUGAUGUCUAAGUGCUGGCUGCAGCAAUCCCUUUGAAGCAGAGUUUGGAGCCCAUAUAUCAAUGCUGCAGCAUUUGGGAACAUGAAGCUAGUGUUAAAAAAAUAAAAAAAAUAAAAUCAAAAGCCCUAUACCUCCCUGCUUUUCUUUUGGGAGUGGGGAGGGGAAAGGGGAAUAGAGUUUAAGCCUCUGCUGGCUUCUGUGCUCGUUGUGUUCUGGGUGGGAUGAUAUCCAGAAUGGAUGCUCUCCAGGUGGGAUUGUGUCAGCCAGUUCUGACAGCUGUGGGAUUCCAGCAGUCUCUGGGGUUUCAGCAGUGCUGUUUAGGUGUAAAGCAGUUUGUGAUCUGUUUUAUGUUAUGCCUUUAAUUUUGUAGCUUUCAUCUCCUAAGCUUUUUACUUGGAUCUUCAUAAGGCCAAAGAAUAUUAACAAAGAAACGCAGCUGAGUGGAGCUUAAAGGGCCACAGAUGAAAGAACUUGAACACGUUUCUGAAGGUUUCAGAGGUGUCUGAAAGUGACCUCCUUACCUUAGAAAUAAAGAAGAGUUUUUCAACAGGAUCUUAGGAUAUCUUUCCUCCAACUUAUUAAUAUACUAACUGGAAUGGUGUUCUGACAACAAUUCUCCAUAGUAAAGUACUUACCCUACUACAGAACAGUCUUAUUUUCUCUACUGAUAAUGCAACUCAAUGGAGGACAGUAAUGUUUUGAUAAGCAUGCGUGAAGAUCGUUCCUUUCACGUGCGAUACAGUUUGCCAUCAGCCUUAGUUUGACUAAACAGAGCGUUCCAGCGGAGGGAGGUGUAGUCUGUUGUUGGGAGUGCUCAGUGUGCUCUGCUUCUGCGUUACCUCUAGAAACCAAGCACAAGGGCAGGAGGCAGGAAUGGAUGGAGGCUUCCUGCCUAGAGCUGGCGUUGGAGGGUGAGCGCCUCUGUAAAGCAGGAGAUUGCCGAGCUGGUGUGUCUUUCUUUGAAGCAGCUGUUCAGGUUGGAACUGAAGAUUUAAAAACACUCAGUGCUAUUUACAGCCAGUUAGGCAAUGCCUAUUUCUACUUGCAUGAGUAUGCAAAGGCCUUGGAAUACCAUCACCAUGAUUUGACUCUGGCAAGGACAAUUGGAGAUCUGCUGGGAGAAGCGAAAGCUAGUGGGAAUCUGGGAAACACCUUAAAGGUACUUGGGAAUUUUGAAGAAGCUAUUGUUUGUUGUCAGAGACAUCUGGAUAUUUCUAGAGAGCUUAAUGAUAAGGUUGGAGAAGCAAGAGCACUGUAUAACCUGGGAAAUGUGUAUCACUCUAAAGGGAAAAAUGUGGCUAGUGUGGGGACUCAUGAUCCAGGGGAACUUCCAGAUGAUGUGAAAAAUGCUUUGCAAAAAGCUGCAAAUUAUUAUGAGGAAAACCUGUCAAUAGUAACAGAGCUGGGGGACAGAGCAGCACAAGGACGUGCCUUUGGAAACCUGGGAAACACACACUACCUUCUGGGCAACUUCAGGAGUGCGGUUUUAGCCCAUGAACAGCGUCUCCUAAUUGCAAAAGAAUUUGGUGAUAGAUCAGCGGAAAGAAGAGCAUACAGCAAUCUUGGAAAUGCCUACAUAUUCCUGGGUGAAUUUGAGACCGCUUCCGAAUACUACAAGAGGACGUUACAGUUGGCUCGACAGCUUAAAGACCGAGCCGUGGAAGCACAGGCCUGCUACAGCCUUGGGAACACUUACACUUUGCUUCAGGACUAUGAAAAAGCAAUUGAUUAUCAUUUGAAACACCUUGUGAUUGCUCAGGAAUUAAAUGAUAAAAUUGGUGAAGGAAGAGCAUGCUGGAGUUUGGGGAAUGCAUAUACUGCUCUGGGAAAUCACGACCAAGCAAUGCAUUUUGCAGAAAGGCACUUGGAGAUUUCAAGAGAGGUAGGAGACAGAAGUGGGGAGCUCACUGCUAGACUUAAUCUCUCAGAUCUUCAAAUGGUUCUUGGAUUAAGCUACAGCACAAACAACUCCAUGAUGUCAGAAAGCCAUGUGGUAGAGAACAGUUUGAAUGGUACCAGACCAAGAGUAGGACGCCGCCACAGUAUGGAGAACAUGGAACUUAUGAAACUAACACCAGAAAAGGUUCAGAACUGGAACAGUGAGAUUCUUGCUAAGCAGAAACCACUGGUUGCCAAACCUUCAGCAAAACUGCAUUUUGUAAAUCGACUAAAAGGCAAAAAGUACAAAAACGGCACCACUCCCAAAGUUUUGCAGGAUGCCAGUAAUUCUAUUGAUCAUCGACUUCCAAACUCCCAGAGGAAAAACAGUCGCGAGACAGUGGCAGAUGAAGGGUUCUUUGAUCUGCUGAGUCGAUUCCAGAGUAACAGGAUGGACGAUCAGAGAUGCUACUUUCAGGAGAAGAACAGACUCUCAGCUGCUCCAGUGGCAACAUCCUCUACGCCCCCUAAAACAAUAAGAAAAUCUUUCUCCACUUCCGUGGUCUCCCCGCACACAGAUGAGUUUCUCGACCUCCUCGCCAGCUCCCAGAGCCGCCGGCUGGACGACCAGCGCGCCAGCCUGAGCCACCUGCCCGGCCUUCGGCUCAACCAGCACAACCGCCGCUCCGUCCUGGGGCACCUCAUGGCAGCCAGCAACCGGGAACUGGACGACGACUUCUUUGAUACAUUGAUCAAAUGCCAGGGUUCCAGACUGGAUGAUCAAAGAUGUGCUCCCCCAUCAGCUGCAAAAGGACCAACUGUACCCGAUGAGGAUUUUUUCAGCCUGAUUUUACGAUCCCAAGCCAAGAGAAUGGAUGAACAAAGAGUCCAUCUUCCCUCAACUAUAAAGGGACCAGAUACAAGCUGAAGAAACAGGCCUGUACUGUACAGUAGCAUCCUGGGUGUCAUUUUUGUUUGCUGGAAAAACAUACAUGCCUUUUUACAGAAGACUGCAAUAAGUAGUUUUGUCCCCUUUCUAAUAGUAUUUUGUAUAAAUAGCAGCAGCAUCACACUCAUGACCAGUAGUUAUGGGUUGCCAGCUGCUUUCAGCAGCGUCUGAGAUACCGAUUACCGUAUCUCCCUCUUAACUGCCUCUGGUCUAUGAACAUUAAUAGGAUUGUUCUUCCUGUCAAGGUAUUCUCAUUGCUGAUGCGUGGAUUCCACCACUGUCUCCAUCUCGUGCAAGACUUAAAUUUGUAUGUUCUUUUCAAAGAAAACUUUUUUUUUUUCUGAUUUGUACCUCCCUGGAAAAAGGUCUGGUUUUCAUUUAUACUUUUUUUAAAAAAUAAAAACAAUUUUAGAAAUA
Columba livia (rock pigeon) is the source of this 13655-nucleotide messenger RNA. It is a transcript of the gene GPSM2, whose product is annotated as G protein signaling modulator 2. Gene Ontology annotation, biological process: establishment of mitotic spindle orientation. The transcript is spliced from 16 exons. Gene Ontology annotation, cellular component: cell cortex. NCBI's taxonomy places the organism in Eukaryota, Metazoa, Chordata, Aves, Columbiformes, Columbidae. The record is from RefSeq and is a predicted model, not a curated record. The coding region runs from base 11289 to 13217 and encodes 642 amino acids. Gene Ontology annotation, molecular function: G-protein alpha-subunit binding; GDP-dissociation inhibitor activity.